This is a messenger RNA of Daldinia caldariorum, 1458 nucleotides long. RefSeq names its product S-adenosyl-L-methionine-dependent methyltransferase. The record is from RefSeq and is a predicted model, not a curated record. The transcript is spliced from 3 exons. Gene Ontology annotation, molecular function: O-methyltransferase activity. Bases 1 to 1458 code for a protein of 485 amino acids. Lineage: Eukaryota; Fungi; Ascomycota; Sordariomycetes; Xylariales; Hypoxylaceae.
AUGACAGUUACCGCCCUGGCGGAUAUCAUCAGGACGCAAGCUGAGAUCCUCGAGACCAGCCUGCCGCGCCACGCUUACACGGACUAUCAUGGCGAUAAAAGCCUCAGCAUCGCGAGGUCGAAACUUCUCGAGGCCUGCGAUAAGCUGAACCAUCUGUACGUUCUCAACAAAAGUCCUACGGCUUCUCAAAAUGUAAUGGGCAUCGCGCAGGGCCACCGCGUCCACGCCGCGCUGCAGUACGUCUGCCACUUCCGGCUAGCCUCCUUCGUGCCGGCGGACGGCACGCCCAUCACGUACGCGGACCUGGCGCGGGCCGCGGGCGUCGACACCUCGCAGUGCACGCGGGUGCUGCAGCUGCUCAUGACGUACCACAUCUUCCGCGAGCCGGGCACCCGCAUCGUCGCGCACAACCGCAACUCCCGCGUCCUGCUCGACGACGACACCGGCGCCGCCGUCGAGUGGCUCACCCAGGAGUCCCUACGCUCGAGCGCCUUCUUCACCGAGACCCGGGCCGUGAGCCGCCGGUGGUCGACCGGCACCGCCGGUAGUAACGACAUGGCCGCCGCCGCUGCCGCCCCGGCUACGAUCCAGGGCGUGAUGAGCAGCGCUCAGCAGCGCACCGCGCUGGACCUCGCGUGCGCGGGCAUCGAGCAGCCGGCGGUCGGGUUCCUCGCGCAGCAGCGCAUGAACGCGGAGACGUCGAUGAAGGCGGAGCGGUACGCGCGGGCGAUGGCAGGGAUGGCCAAGCGGCGACAGCUCAGCGUGGAGCACCUGGUGUCAGGGUACGAAUGGGGCGAGCUUCCGGCGGGGACGACGGUGGUCGACGUGGGUGGGGGCAACGGGCACUGUUCCCGAGCGAUCGCGGCGUGCAACCCCUCGCUGAGCUUCGUGGUGCAGGACUCGAACACGGCUCUGCUAAACUCAGAGGUGGACGCCGACGACAACGCCGACGAUGACGACGACGACGACGACGAGUCAGGGGAUCGCCUGAAGUUCAUGGCAUACGACUUCUUCAAGCCGCAGACCGUGGCCGGGGACGUGUAUCUCCUGCGGCGCAUAUUGCACCACUACUCGGACCAGGACGCGGUGCGCAUCUUGCAGGCGCAGCUGUGCGGCGCGAGGAGCAAGCCGGAGGCGCGGAUCGUGGUUAUGGAUAACAUCGCGAUACACAGCGGGACGCUGAGCACGCUUGAGGAACGCAAAACCAGGUAUGAUCCCGUCUGGACCUUGGGUAUUUUAACCCAUUCAUUCUACGACGUCCCCCUACUAAUAUUCAUUCGCCCCUUCCUUAGGACCCUUGACAUCGCGAUGAUGGCUCUGUUCAAUAGCGUGGAGCGUAGUCUCGACGGCUGGAAAGAACUAUUCAAGAUGGCUGAUCCCAAGCUGAAGCUCGUCAAAGUCACGAAGCCGCUUGGGAGCGCCCUGGCUGUGAUGGAGCUCCGACUGGAUCAGACUUGA